AUGAAGCGUAAGAAACAAGCAGACGAAACACCAGACACGCAAGAGCACCAACCUGACCAGAAAAAGUCCCGCCUGCGAAGUACAGUGGAUUUGGCUGCCCCAGAAGACAUACUUCCAAGCGAAUUGAAAAAGGGUACCACGAACAGAAGGGCGUCUCGUAAGGGGGAAGAAAGUAUUGCAGGACACGAUCAAUCUGCGCAUUUAAGAGACCAACCAGUCGGCGAAGCUCCAGAAGAUGAGCCCGCGAAAAGUGUAGGAGAAGACGCAUCCAUGGAUGGAAAACCUAUUGUCACUCCCAGAAAAAGGUCUCGGGUAUCUCCGAACCAUACUUUCCCGGAGGAUGAGACGAUUGGCACGACACCCAACAAGACGUUACAUGGGAAGAAGCUCUUCUCAACACCUGUCAAGGUCAAUGGCACCUCUGAAGCCAACGGGACGCCGAUAUUGGCAAGAAAUGCAGAUCGAUCGGCCAGAAGAAAGAGUACUAGGACUCUCAUAGAGCGUACCGUACUAGGCAAUACCAGUGAUAAUGACGAGGAAGAAGAGGAUAUUGCGCAGCAUAUUUACGAGUCUGAAGAAGAGGGUGGAAUAGAGGUUGCAGAGGCUGUCAAUGCCCCGGAGACACCUUCCAAACGAGGGCGGCCGAAAGGCGCGAAGACUCGACGACGAUCCCCAACUCCACCUCCUCAAGACCUACCACCUCACGAGAAGUAUUUUUUCCAGAAUCGUGGUGGCCGGCCCAAAACAUCAGAUAAUAAUCUCUCUUCUCUUGCAUUGCUCGACCACGAAGAAUAUUUCAGUCUUGUCCGAAACUUCAAAGAUCCACAGACGGAUGAUAUAAAAGCAUUGCAGGAUUUGCAUGCCAAAUCAUUCAACCAGUGGGGAUUUGAGCUUAGCCAGGACUUCAAUUUAUGCAUUUACGGUUGGGGAUCUAAGCGAUCACUUCUCAUGAGUUUUGCCGACCACAUUUAUAAUUCGCAGACUGUUGCAAACCCCAAAAUAGUAGUGAUCAAUGGCUAUGUCCAUAACCUCACCAUUAGAGAUGUUUUGAACACAAUAGCAACAGCUAUUUCAUUAUCUAGUCAGAAAAUGGGAUCCCAGCCAGCCGAGAUGCUUGAGAACCUGGUGGCUUUACUAGAAGAAGACAAGUCGCAAAAUAUAACCGUCAUUGUUCACUCCAUUGAUCGGGCGCCUCUUCGUCGGCCUACCACCCAAGCCAUACUCUCACGUCUCAGUGCUCACCCACAAAUCCGUCUUGUGGCGUCCGCCGACCAUCCAUCGUUUCCACUUCUCUGGGACAGCUCUCUCCGUUCAACCUACAACUUCUUAUUUCAUGACUGUACCACCUUCCAGCCGUAUGUUGCUGAGGUGGAUGUCGUUGAUGAAGUGCAUGAGCUCCUGGGAAGAAGUGGAAGGCGGGUGGGUGGGAAGGAAGGCAUCAGUUUUGUGCUGAAAAGUCUUCCUGAAAAUGCGAAAAAUCUAUUCCGGGUUUUGAUAGGGGAGCAACUCGUGGCAAUGGAUGGAGGUUACGGGGAUACACUUGGAGGGGAGGAUGAUGAUGACCAUGAAGAUAACGAACGACGAUCCGGAAACUCAAGGAAGACGGAGCCUGGGGUCGAAUAUCGAACUCUAUAUCAAAAAGCCGUAGAGGAAUUCAUCUGCAGCAACGAAAUGAAUUUCAGAACGUUGCUGAAAGAAUUCCACGACCAUCAAAUGAUUCAGAGCCGAAAAGAUGGAAUGGGCACUGAGAUGCUCUCGGUCCCGUUCCGGAAAGAAGAACUGGAAACUAUAUUAGAAGAUAUCAUGUCUUAA
This is a messenger RNA of Lachnellula hyalina, 1812 nucleotides long. RefSeq names its product Origin recognition complex subunit (gene orc2). NCBI's taxonomy places the organism in Eukaryota, Fungi, Ascomycota, Leotiomycetes, Helotiales, Lachnaceae. Gene Ontology annotation, cellular component: nucleus; nuclear origin of replication recognition complex. Gene Ontology annotation, molecular function: DNA replication origin binding. Bases 1 to 1812 code for a protein of 603 amino acids. The record is from RefSeq and is a predicted model, not a curated record. The transcript is spliced from 2 exons. Gene Ontology annotation, biological process: DNA replication.